AUGUUUUUAGAAUGCCGGGGGCCGAAGCUAGCUUCAUCUUUUGUUUUCUGUCCCACCUCUGUGUUUUAUUCCAGCAUCAAGUAUGGCCAUGAACGUAGAAAUGAAGAUGCCAACGAUCUCUUCAGAACCUCUACACAACUCCUUUUUUUUUUCUUCACAGGAACUGUUGAAAAAGGAGUUGUUGAGGUGACCAAUUGUUUUGCAGUUCCUCACAAUGAAUCUGAUGAUGAGGUUGCUGUUGAUAUUGAGUAUGCCCGCAACAUGUAUGAGCUGCACAAGAAGGUCAACAGCAGUGAAACUAUUGUUGGUUGGUUCUCAACAGGCUUGGAGGUUUCUGUACACUCAGUGCUAAUCCAUGACUACUACUCCAGAGAAGCCAAGAACCCAAUCCAUAUGACUGUUGACACGUUUGUACGUGGAGGAAAGAUGACCAUCAAAGCAUAUCACAGGUGCACUAAGAUUGGAGUCCCUGGCAAAACCGAAGGCACCAUGUUUACGCCAGUGCAAGUUGAGACGAUCUCUUACGAACCUGAACAAGUUGGAGUGGAAAUGUUGCAGAAGGGCAAAUACAACAGCAAACGCAUUGUCCAGCUCAAAUCAGAUCUGAAACAAGUGGAGUCCUCAGCUCACUGGAUGAGAGAGACGCUGGCUCAUGUCACUCAGUAUGUUGAUGAUGUUCUGGCUGGUAAAAUUCCCUCGGACAAUGUGACUGGACGUUUCCUGCUGGAUCUGGUUACUGGGGUUCCACAGAUUGAACAGGAGAAGUUUGAAGAAAUGCUCAACUCUAACAUGAAGGAUCUACUGAUGGUCGUCUACCUGGCCAACCUCACCAAGACCCAGCUUUCCUUGAAUGAGAAACUGAGCACCCUAUAA
Messenger RNA from Candidula unifasciata, 873 nucleotides. NCBI's taxonomy places the organism in Eukaryota, Metazoa, Mollusca, Gastropoda, Stylommatophora, Geomitridae. The record is from the annotation of a GenBank genome assembly.